AAGAGAGAAGCGGCAAGGACAGCGAAGGGGAAGAAAGUUGGUGGAGUGUCAGGAGAGAAGAGCGUCCGUCUGGAAGUCUGGAAGUCUGGAUCCGCCGUGGCGCAGGCCCCGUCGGUGGCUGACCCGCUUGCGUCUUGCUCCUCUUCCUGAGCUUCCUCCGAACAUUCCAACGAUCGCACGCUUAACGCUCUCCUCCACAACUGUCAAUUCCACUCCAGCCCUUGCUCCAGUCCGUCUCGCCCUGAUCGUCUCGCCCUCUCGACGGAGGAUUCGCUGCACCCCCCGUCCCUCCCUCUGAUAUCCCCGACCGGGCAGGUCCCCUCGAAUCCAUCAUGAAGCACAUGCGCAACCUCAUUUCGACGACGCAGGCUCUUCGCCGCGUUUUUAUUACUCCGCUGCAAGUGCCUCGAUCCCAAUUUCUCCGUCACUUCGCGGCCCCUACUCUCAACCAAUCCCGCCUCUACCACGCCAGCCCUCGGUCGCCAUUUAUUGCACGGUCGUCGCCAACUUCUCCUCCUCCCAAUCAAGACCCAGGAGAUCAAUUGAGGGAUGAAGCCAUCGAGGCCGACAUCAUCCAAGUGGUGAAUGACGCGGGCGGUCUGAACCCUCCCGCCAGACUCCGCGAUGUGCUCAGGUCAUUCAACCGCAAAGAGAAUUUCCUCCUGCAGGUGUCUCCUACGCUGCCUGACCGGCCCACCGUCUGCAAGAUCGUGAACCGGAUCGCACUGCGCGACCAUGAACGAGCAAAGGCGAAAGCCGCGCAUGCUGCCAAGGUGUCGACCAAGCAGCUUGAGUUGAACUGGGCCAUUAAUGCGCAUGAUCUCGCGCAUCGGCUGAAGCAGUUGACGACCUUUUUGGACAAGGGCCGGAAAGUGGAGAUCAUCUUGACCCGGAAGAGAGGCAAAAGGUCUCCCAACGUGGAGGAGAUCAAGCAUCUGAUGGACAGUGUGAUUACGACCGUCAAGGAAGCGAAUGCCAUGCAGGUUCGGCCGAUGGAGGGAGACCCCGGCAAGCAUGUUCUUCUCGUGGUGAAGAAAAAGGAUACUUGAGGUUAAGGGUGUCUUCUUGGGUGAAUCGAUGUACUGUACAUGUUUGCAACAAUUCCACACAAAGCAAAAGAACUAUAUCAUAGCGACGCGAAACUCUAUAGAGGUCGGUCUCAUUGUUAUGGUCGCGGCGGCCCGGGCCAGACGGACAGACA
Messenger RNA from Aspergillus steynii IBT 23096, 1201 nucleotides. Its product is annotated as putative translation initiation factor IF3. Gene Ontology annotation, molecular function: translation initiation factor activity; ribosome binding. Bases 333 to 1049 code for a protein of 238 amino acids. Gene Ontology annotation, biological process: ribosome disassembly; mitochondrial translational initiation. Gene Ontology annotation, cellular component: mitochondrion. The record is from RefSeq and is a predicted model, not a curated record. The transcript has a single exon. NCBI's taxonomy places the organism in Eukaryota, Fungi, Ascomycota, Eurotiomycetes, Eurotiales, Aspergillaceae.